AUGAGCUUGACUAGAAACUCCAUGCUCCUUACCAGGCGGCGGAUUCACGCCCCUGGAGUCUGGUCACGCAGUCCUGUGCGUCAAGUCACCCGGGGAUUUGCGGACCAGGAGAAGCGGUAUGAUGGAGAUCUAUACUCAAUCAAGGGCCGGUUCGAUCUUUCGGGGAAGAACGUACUCGUGACAGGUGGUGCUCGAGGCAUUGGGUAUUCUGCCGUCCGCGCGAUUGCAGAAAUGGGAGGCAAUGUCUGUGUGUGGGACAGGGCGCCCAAACCAGUAGCAGAUUUUCAGUCGUUGGCGGAGGAAUUCAAGGUGAAGACCAGCUAUAUUCAGACCGAUGUGACCGACCCGCGGGAGAUGGAGGACGCAUUCAAACAGACUAUGACUCAUUUCGACCGACUCGAUGGCUGUGUAACGGCUGCCGGCCUAGUGAUCGAGGGUCCGUUUGUUGACUGUGAGUGGCAGCCAGUAAAGCGUCUCAUGGACGUAAAUAUUCUGGGCACCUUUUUCACCGCCCAACUUGCGGCACGACAAAUGCAACGACAGGGUGAUGGAGGUAGCAUUGUCCUAAUCGCUUCAGUCUCGGCGACUACGAAGACUCCCGGCCAUAAGCUGUCCCCGUACAAUGCGUCUAAAGCCGCCGUACGCAUGCUCAGUCAGGCUAUCAGUUUAGAACUGGGUCCAGAUAAGAUCCGCGUCAAUUGCGUGUCACCAGGAUACACCGACACGGAACUUUUGACUCCCUUCAAAAAGGAGCAGCCCCAGAGAGUGGAGCUGAUGGAGCGGGCGCCUCCAUUGCGACGAAUUGGCAAUCGCAACGACCUCACCCCUGCCAUUGUGUAUCUGCUAAGUGAGGCAUCCUCCUACACUACGGGAACGGACAUUCAGGUCUCUGGGGGUUUGCAUGUCGGUCGGGUCGAUGUGGAGUGA
This is a messenger RNA of Aspergillus bombycis, 927 nucleotides long. Its product is annotated as SDR family NAD(P)-dependent oxidoreductase. The transcript is spliced from 3 exons. Bases 1 to 927 code for a protein of 308 amino acids. NCBI's taxonomy places the organism in Eukaryota, Fungi, Ascomycota, Eurotiomycetes, Eurotiales, Aspergillaceae. Gene Ontology annotation, molecular function: oxidoreductase activity, acting on NAD(P)H, oxygen as acceptor. The record is from RefSeq and is a predicted model, not a curated record. Gene Ontology annotation, cellular component: intracellular anatomical structure.